AGAGAAAAAGUGAGUCGGGCUUGUUUGUACAGGAAGAGGACGGUAGAAAGCAAAACCCAUGCAACCAAUUAACCUAAACAUCAAACAAUAACUACUCAGUAAUCACAGAUCUCCGCUACUUUUGUCUACACAGACUACACCUUAAGCUACUUACUCUCCAGCCCCCUCUAUUCAUAUAUGCAUAUAUAAUCCCUUAUUAUAUAUGCAUAUGUGUUUGUAUUUGUAUAGUUGAGUCUGGAAUGGUUGAAGAUGGGUCGCGAUGUGGUGCCUGUGGAUCCAUCACAGCCUGCUGUUGGGCUCAAGAAAACCAAAGCUCGGGGCUGGAUUCGCUUGGAUUCUUCGGGCCAGGACACGAUUCUAGAUGUUGAUAAGUAUGCUAUUAUGCAUAGAGUUCAUAUUCAUGCGAGAGAUCUUCGUAUUCUUGAUCCCCUUUUGUCUUACCCUUCUACUAUUCUGGGUCGUGAGAAUGCUAUUGUUGUUAAUCUUGAGCAUAUUAAAGCUAUUAUUACUGCGGAGGAGGUUUUACUUCGAGAUCCAUCUGACGAUAACGUCAUCCCUGUCGUUGAAGAAUUACGGAGGCGGUUGCCUUUACUAAACAAUACGCGGGAAGAUCAUGGAGAAGGAAAGGAGUUGGGGGGGCAGAAUGAUGGGGAAGCAGGUGAAGAAGAUGAAUCUCCUUUUGAAUUCCGGGCCCUUGAAGUUGCUUUGGAAGCCAUAUGUAGUUUUCUAGCUGCCCGAACAACUGAACUGGAGACUUCUGCUUAUCCUGCCUUGGAUGAGCUUACGUCUAAGAUUAGCAGCCGUAACUUGGACAGAGUUCGUAAAUUGAAGAGUGGAAUGACAAGGUUGACUGCUCGUGUUCAAAAGGUGAGGGAUGAACUUGAACAACUAUUGGAUGAUGACGAUGAUAUGGCUGAUCUUUAUUUGUCCCGAAAGUUGUCUAGUGCAUCCCCUUUGAGCGGCUCAGCGGCUGCAAGUUGGUUUAUUUCUUCUCCUAACAUAAGCUCAAAAAUAUCUAGAGCUAGUAGGGCAAGCAUGGCAACUAUACGUGGAGAUGAAAAUGAUGUUGAGGAGCUUGAGAUGUUACUUGAGGCUUACUUUAUGCAAAUUGAUGGGACAUUAAACAAACUGACGACGCUGCGCGAGUAUAUUGAUGAUACAGAAGAUUAUAUCAACAUCCAGCUUGACAAUCAUCGUAAUCAGCUGAUCCAGCUAGAACUCUUUUUAAGUUCAGGUACUGUCUGUUUGUCGAUAUAUUCCUUGGUGGCUGCAAUAUUUGGCAUGAAUAUCCCAUAUACUUGGAACGAUAAUCAUGGUUAUAUGUUCAAAUGGGUAGUCAGUUUAUCAGGGAUUGCUUCAGCAGUACUUUUCCUACUUAUAAUAUCAUACGCCCGCCUCAAAGGUUUAGUUGGAUCUUAAACAAUAAAAUCGAGCAGAGGAUAUAACAAUGAGCAGAAUUUCAGUCGGUGACAUUCCACUCCUGACUUUCAACAGAAUGAAGAUACUGCUAAAAUUUAAUUAAUAUUGUUUAGAUCAAUGAUACAUUACCUUAUGCAGGUUCAAGAUAGACUGAAAAAUUGAUAUGCAAGGAAGAGUUUUGAAAUCCUUGCAAGUCUUUUCUACAACAGAUUAGCACAUUUAUCUUUAAUGAUACACCUUAAUUUAUUAUUGGACA
Molecule: messenger RNA, 1675 nt
Organism: Daucus carota subsp. sativus
Lineage: Eukaryota; Viridiplantae; Streptophyta; Magnoliopsida; Apiales; Apiaceae
Product: magnesium transporter MRS2-2-like
Exons: 11
Coding region: 250-1419 (389 amino acids)
Biological process (GO): transmembrane transport; magnesium ion transport
Cellular component (GO): membrane
Molecular function (GO): magnesium ion transmembrane transporter activity
Source: RefSeq, a predicted model, not a curated record